AUGGAGUUUGUAACCGCCCUAGCAGACCUUCAAGGGGAGUGCAGUUGUCCCAUCUGUCUGGAUUACUUGAAAGACCCAGUGACCAUUAACUGUGGGCACAACUUCUGUUUUGACUGCCUCGAUCUGUCCUGGAAAGAUCUAAAUGAUGCCUUUCCCUGCCCUGUCUGCCGAUUUUUGUUUCCAGAAAGGAAGUUCAGGAGGAACCCCCAGCUCUGUAAUUUGACUGAAAUUGCUAAACUCCUCCAGAUCAGAAGGAGCAAGAGGAAGAGGCAAGAAGAAAAUGCUCUAUGUGAGAAACACAAUCAAUUUCUGACCCUUUUCUGUGUGAAGGAUCUGCAGAUUUUAUGUACCCAGUGCAGUUUCUCUGCUGAACAUCAGAGGCACUACAUUUGUCCCAUUAAGAAAGCUGCUACCUACCACAGAAGAAUUCUGGAAUCUAGCAUCGAGCCCUUGAAGGCUAAUGUGGAACGAGUUGAAAAAGUGAUCAUUCUGCAAAACAGGAAGUCUCUUGAGCUGAGAAAGAAGGUAGAAUAUAGGAAAGAAGAAAUAAAUUCUGAAUUUGAGCAAAUUAGACUGUUUUUACAGAAUGAACAAGAGGCUCUGCUUAAGCAGAUACAAGAUGAAGAGUUGGACAUUUUAUCAAAACUUAAUAAAAACCUCAUAACCUUCUCAGAUCAUGUUUCCACAGUAAAACGCUUACUGAAGGAAAUAGAGGGCAAGUGUGUGCGGUCAGACCUGGCAGUACUGAGGCAUGUUAAGAGUAUACGCCAAAAGUAUCAAAACCUAAAACGCCCUGAACUUUCUUCAUUCGGGUUAAAGAAGUAUGGCUUUAGUCUUCCUCCACAGUAUUCUGGCUUAGACAGAAUUAUACAGCAAUUUCAGGUAGACGUGAGUUUAGACCUUGACACAGCAUAUCCUCAGCUUAUUGUCUCUGAGGAUAGAAAAAGUGUAAAAUAUGGAAGAACGAAACAAAGUGUUUGUUAUAAUUCAAGGAGAUUUUAUCUCUGCCCUGCUGUCCUGGGUUCUAAGAUAUUUAAUUCUGGUAGACAUUACUGGGAGGUAGAUGUGGGAAACAAACCUCAGUGGACAUUGGGUGUGUGUCAUGAUUAUCUUCCUAGGAACUGGAGGAAUCGACCAUCAGUCCUGAGUGGCUUCUGGGCAAUUGGACGAUAUAUUGAGAGUGGUUAUGUUGUGUUUGGUCCUAAGAAAACCCAGCUUCUGCCAGUACCAAAACCCAGUAAGAUUGGCAUUUUUUUGGAUUUUGAAUUGGGUGAGGUUUCCUUUUAUAAUGUGAAUGACAGGUCUCUCCUGUAUAGUUUCAGUGAUUCUUUUACCAGAACCAUUUGGCCUUAUUUCUAUGUUGGAACAGAUUCUGAACCUCUUAAAAUCUUGUCAGUGGAUGACGAAAGAUAA
Messenger RNA from Sciurus carolinensis (gray squirrel), 1413 nucleotides. Its product is annotated as tripartite motif-containing protein 60-like. Lineage: Eukaryota; Metazoa; Chordata; Mammalia; Rodentia; Sciuridae. The coding region runs from base 1 to 1413 and encodes 470 amino acids. Gene Ontology annotation, molecular function: protein binding; zinc ion binding. The transcript has a single exon. The record is from RefSeq and is a predicted model, not a curated record.